This is a messenger RNA of Ipomoea triloba (trilobed morning glory), 1230 nucleotides long. RefSeq lists its product as uncharacterized. NCBI's taxonomy places the organism in Eukaryota, Viridiplantae, Streptophyta, Magnoliopsida, Solanales, Convolvulaceae. The coding region runs from base 1 to 1230 and encodes 409 amino acids. The transcript is spliced from 2 exons. Gene Ontology annotation, molecular function: nucleic acid binding. The record is from RefSeq and is a predicted model, not a curated record.
AUGAUUUUCAAAUAUCCAAGAAAAGUAAGACAUGGAGCAAUUAGAGAUGUUGCAAGUAUAUACUCUGUUUCUACAAGGACGGUUAGUCGAAUAUGGAAAAAGGGGAUUGAUUGUGUUAAACAUGGUGUGCCGGUUGAUACUUCUUUGAACUUGACAGGAAAUGUUGGCAGAAAAAGGAUUCAGAUUAGUCCUGAUGAAGUUUCCAGAAUUCCUUUGAAUCGUCGUACAACAAUUCGGUCAAUGGCUACUGCGCUAAAUAUGUCAAAGACAAGUCUGCAUAGAAGAGUAAAAGAAGGAUCCUUGAAGUCACACUCAAAUGCUAUAAAGCCAUUAUUAACAGAGGAGAAUCGAAAGGUUAGAUUACAAUUUUGCAUAUCUAUGAUUGAUUCGAAUUCACCUCCACAUAAUCCAUCUUUCAUAGAUAUGUAUGAUCGUGUUCAUAUAGAUGAAAAAUGGUUCUUCCUCUCUAAAUCUUCUCAAAAAUAUUACCUAUUGCCCGGUGAAGAUGAACCAUACCGUACUUGUAAAAGUAAAAAGUUUAUAGCCAAAGUGAUGUUUCUAUGUGCUGUUGCCCGGCCACGAUUUGAUUCAGGGAGAAAUGAAAUGUUUGAUGGAAAAAUUGGAAUAUUCCCAUUUAUUUAUAAGGAAGCAGCUAAGCGUAGGAGUAAAAAUCGAGAAGCCGGAACGUUAGUAACUAAGCCAAUUGAAUCUGUAAAUAAAGAAGUUACUAGGAAAUGGUUGAUUGAUUAUGUAUUGCCUGCAAUACGGGCAAAAUGGUCACUUAGUAGUUCAAAGUCUAUAUUUAUUCAACAAGACAAUGCAAGGCCACAUAUUAGUGUAAAUGAUGCUGAAUUUCUUGAGGCUGCCCAAAAAGAUGGCUUUGACAUUCGCUUAACAUGUCAACCUCCAAAUAGCCCGGACAUGAAUGUGCUAGAUCUUGGCUUUUUUAGAGCUAUUCAGUCUUUGCAAUAUCAAGAAGCCCCACGUAAUGUUGAUGAACUUGUUGUUGCUACUCAAAAGGCUUUUGAUGAUAUAUCAAUAGAAAGUCUAAGUAAUGUUUUUUUGACUCUACAACUAUGCAUGGUUGAAGUCAUGAAAAGGUUUGGAGGGAACAAUUACAAGAUUCCACACAUAAAUAAGCAAAAGUUGGAACGAGAAGGUCGACUACCUACCACCAUCUCCUGUGACAUGGAAGUUUUAAAUGAAGCAAUUUCAAGCCUUCAACAUUAA